AUAAAAAAAGGAUGAUCGUAAUCUUUAGAAAUGCGACACGUUAAAAAGUAUUUCUCUCUCUCUUUCUCUUUCUCUCUCUUUCUCUCUCUCUCUGUUAAUGUGUAGGCUCUUCGCAUUCGAUGGAACGUGAAGGGGGAUGUAACGGAUCAUCGAGAUUGCAAACGGUACUUUAUUCUUAGCUGGAGCACUUGCUGCAGCUCGUGCAUGAUAAUGCGACGUUACUAACCGUGCGAUUUUCUGUCCUUGACAACUGUUAAAAAAGUAACGCACACGGACGAUGAUGUAACGGGACUUUCGCUGUCGCUGUGCAGUUAAGCAAUGAUGUCCGCACAAUGCAAUCGCUUCGUGCAAAACGCUUGGAAGAAGGAGCUAUGUUCGAAUUGUUUCAAAUUGAGAGAGGAACACGCGUCGAACGAGGACGCGUUAAGAUUGUUCAACAUAGAAAAAGCAUCGUCCAAUUUAAAAUUAGAUAAUUUUAAACUUCAGAGUAUUCUACGAGCAAAAGAAUCAACAACAGCGCAAAAAGAUCGAAGGAAAAAGAACGUUGCUUUUCCGGAAUCCUUGACCGAAGUUAUCGGUUAUGGUGGUGACGACUUUCUAUCCGAGGAUGAAGAGGAAGACGACGUCGAACAGGUGUUGGUUGAUUCUUUGAACGCGGAAGAAGAUGUGGUACCGGACAGCGAGGAGGAACGUGCUUUGAGCAACUUGACCCGAGCAAAUACUAAUUUCAAUACCGUUACCGCGAAUCUAAGUGAAAUUAUUUCUAACAGCGAUAAUAACAAAUCUUCGACGAGUACAACGUCAACGUCAACGUCAACGUCAACGUCAAUGUCAACGUCAACUUCAUCGUCAUCGUCAUCGUCGACGAAAACUUUUGCUUCGUUAAUGCUAGGUAGAAUUCAAAAGGACGCGGAUGGUAAAAAAACCACCCUUCUGGUAUCCGUUACACCAUUUGGUGGUGACGAAUCAUUGCCAACCGCUAAAAGGCCAAUCGAUAGGAAAAUCACAGUCAAUGGUUUCUCGAACAACACUGCUAAGUCUUCUUCUUCUUCUUCUGUCAAUAAUUCGAUGGAUAACAAAAAUGAGAUCAUGUUGAAAACAUCAAAAAAAAUUACAACUGAGCGCAAAGAUGAUAAACGCGAACAGCAACAACAACAACAGCAGCAGCAACAGCAGAACAGCGUAUCUCCGAAAUUGGAGAAGAUAGUUGAUAUGCCAUUGAUUACUUCGACAAACUUGAUAUCCGUGAUACAAAGGACGGAAAUUGAGGAUACCGUGGUUAACGUUGCCGAUAAGAAUCUCGAUAAUGUUACUAACAGGUCAGAGUUAGCUGCAAAAUCUGAAAAAAAAUUAGCCAACAUUUCGCGUAGUCCGGCAAUUAAAAAAAUGGAUAACGAAAAGCCAAAGAUCGCGAUUCAAUCGAUGCAAAAUAAUAAUAACAAUAACAACAAUACUAUUAGUAAUAAUAAUAAUAAUAAUAAUAAUAAUAAUAAUAAUAAUAAUAAUAAUAAUAAUAGUACGAAUUACGAGUUGUCGAAAAAUAAUGACAAAGAAUAUCCGAUUAAGGAUAACGGUGUGGAAUUGAAUUUAACGUUAUUGAAAAAAAAUGAUGAACGGGAGGAGGAGAUUGUUGAGAACGUUGAUAGGCCGUUGAUCCUUCGUGGUAAGGAAAUUAAUAAAAUCACGGUUGUCGGUGUGGAUGAGAAAAAAAUGAAGAAAUCAACGACGGAUUCAGCCGAAGUUAACGUAAAGAAAUUUCAUUUCGAGGAGAGUCGCGAAUCGGCAGGUGAACCAGAUGGCAAAGCAGAUGAAGAGGAAAUCUUGGAACCACCUGCAUUGCCACGUAGUCCACCACCAUCUAUGGAAAUGGAUAAGAUACCUGUAAUCGCAACCGAACCAAGGCCGUCUUUUCUUCACGGUUCUGUCAGUAUGGACGCAAAAUCGAAACCCAUGGUACCCCAAAAACCAUCUAAUUUCGUUGGGACGAAAUCGUCUGUUUUACCGAAGAGUGAGCCCCCGUGCAAUAUUGGUGGUACCAACGUGAAAAGGAAUAACGCUAAUUACGUUUUACCACCGCCAUCGGUACAGAAUGUUACCAACAGGACACAUCUUCUUUCUAAUACAGGCACGGUCAAUUCACAAAUUUCUAAUUCGGCAACGAGACCAAUUGUCAAAGAAGAAUCGGAUAACAAAACCGUAACAACGAAGAAAAUAAUUACAAAUAAAAUCGAACAAAACGAUCAUGUUAAUCAAAGAACUGGUUCGUCGUCUAAUACGUACGAAUUAUUUAAAGAAGAUAAAUCAAUUACAACGAGUUCGCGUGAUAUUGGUGAAGGUACGGACGCUGACGAUGAUAGUAAUACAGAACCCGUUAGAUCCGUUAACAAUAAUAAUAAGAGAAGAAUGGCACCAAGACCGCCAGAAUUGACGGAAGAUCUUUUACCGGUGGGUUCUAAUUUGUAUGCCAGAAAUCCCGGGGCUAAUUUGAAAUCGGAUUCACCGGUUGUAAGGGAAAAAGAAAAGAGAGAGAGAGCAUCUUCAUGUAGUCCAAAAUUUAGGAAAGCUGUUUGCGAUGUACCGGACCCAACUAACGUUGCAUCAUCCACUACCACUACCACCAUAACCACCACUACCAGCACUACCAGCACCUUUUCUUCAUCUCAUUCGAACGAGACAACGUCGUCACCUAGAAGGACUAUAUCCUUGUCGCAGGAUAGUUUGACAAAUGGUACAGAAACAACGCGGGAGGGCAAGAAACGCGGUAGAUCAAGAUUUUCGUUGAAGAGAUUUCUACGUAUGGGUUCGAGAAAGGACGUCGACAUGACUACCACCACCAACAGCAGCAACAACAGCAGCAACAGCAACGGGAACGCUUCGAAUUCACGUCUCGAUGAAAUACCGUCUACGCCGCAACCUAAACUCCGAUUGGAAAUCAUUCACCCACUCGAGCUUGAUGGUGCUGCAGUCGAAGUCGUGGGAAACGAUAGUAGAGUCGGCAGGAUCGGCGAGGAUCAGACGGAUUCCUGCGGUUUUAAGAACGAGCCCACAAAGACGACGCGUUCCAUCAAUGCUUCUCAACAUCAACUGCAUACUCUUACUUCGGCUGUUAGACCAGGAAAACCACCACCUCCGCCAAGAAAUCAAUCAUUGGAGGAAUGGUCUAGAACUGAUCAGUCUAACAAACCGGUCAGACCGCCACCGCCGCGUGUCGAAACUACUAACAAGCAACAAUUGCAUUCGAAUAGAAGUGAAAAAUCGGUAGGCAAGAUGACUCCGACUACUGCAACGUCUUCUUGGCAACCAACAAACGCCGCAUCAACAACGGCUACCAGUUCAGACUUGAUUUACGCGAAUCUGGCAGCGGAGGAUGUUACAGGUGAGGUACGCAGUGCCCUGGCACCCUCGAAACCUCAAAGAACCGCCAGUAUGAGGGAUCAAGCGACAUCGCAAUCACAACCUUUGAUUAAGAAGCACGGCUCUUCUUCUUCAUCCUCGUCGCAAAAUUUGACCUUAAACGAUUACGAGACUACUACAACCAUAACUCCACUUACUUCCGAUUCACCGACCUCGAACGAUAGUCACGUUUACGAGUGUUUGUCCAGUUCACCGGAAUGUGACUCGAGUCUCGAGCUACGUCAUGGCAACGGAUCCCAUCAUCCCAAUUGCAAGAGGAAAUCUGACAGCAGUGUUAUGGAUCCAGGCGUAGAAUUCAAAUUCCACCAUCACCAUCAUCAUCAUCAUCAUCAUCAACCAUUCCUCAGGUCAACCUCGUUGCCCUAUUGCGGUAGCGAAACGGAAAGCGAACUUUACGCACCCUCAUACACUUUCUAUACCGGUGACGAGGGUGCGGAAGAGGAUCAGGAUUGGAAGAAUAAAGACGACGAGCUUAGGUUGAAUCGAUUGAGACAAAGAAGAGGACGUAGCAUAGUUCAUCGUAGUUUAGAAGAUAAUUACGGUGCCGUGGUAGUGGCCAAUCACGAAGCAUUAGCACAAUUUGUCGAACAAUUGCAGGUGAAUCAAGUCGCACAAGUACCACCGGGUCCACUUCGUGCCUUGAAAAAUUCCAAUCCUCGUCUACGCGAUUUCACCAUAGACGCAAACACGUCCGUUUUCAUUGGCAGGCGAAUAUUCUGCUCGGCUAGUUGGAACGAGCAAAACGUCAGCUUGUGCAUCGCGUUCGAUCAAGCGAUGCACGUGUCAAGAAAGGAAUUCUACCUGGCGCCGAUAAUCGAGUUCAUAGAGACCGUGCCCAAAGAAAUAUCCGAAAGAGUCAGUUUAUCUACUGGCAAAGACAUGGAAGCAACGAUCUCGGUUUUUCCACGAUUACAAGUGAGUACGGUUCAAGCAUUUGGUUUAGUCACGAAGGAUUCCCAGGACGAAGGUUCGAUUAGAGAAUCCUCGUUCGUUUUACUUCAAUUCGUUAACGCCUUGAAAAGUCUUCAAGCACGUGGAAUCGAAGAAUCCUCGAAAGGUCUGAGUAACGUGAUGCUUUGUCGAGAGGAUAAGGAUGCCUGCUAUCGACUUUAUCUUUUGCAAGGAUUAAACGUGGACACUUGCGACGUUAGAAGUGAAGAAAAGGUUUCUUUGUGUCAGUGUGCCUUGGUUGCACUACAACAAUUACACUUGACCAAAAAACUUCCUCUAGUCCAGGAAUUAUUGUUACGCGAAAAAGCAGUUACCCUUUCUCAGGUAAAAUCAUUGCUCGAAUUUUCUCUUUGGGGUCCGGACGAUGUUACCACAUUUGGUUUAGCAAAAGAAAGGGAAGUUACUCUUCAAAGAUGGCUAGAUCUUGAAAGAGCAACUAUACUUCAUGCUUUGGUAAGAACCCGAGCACCCUUGGCUAUUACCGACGAAUAUCAAUUAUUAUUUUUGGUACGUACCAGCGCGAAAAUGAUGUGCGAGGCAUCGAUUUUAUUGGACGAACAGAACAAUCGUUUGUCGCGUGUUAGUUGAAGUUGGGAUAAAAUUUAUAUAUUUUUUUAUGUAAUUAUGAAAUUAUUUAUCUAAAGUUAGAAAAGAAGAAGAUAAACGCGAAUUUAUUAAUAUCUCGUUAAUAUUUGAAUUCGUUGAGAUACGAUUAAAAGAAAAGUAGAAGACAAAACAAAAAAACAAGGAUACGCAAUUUAAAGCAAUCAAACGAAUUUCUUUUGUAUUAUGUUUUUAUUAUAGUUUAUUUUCUAUAUUCUUUUUUCCCUUUUUUUUCUUCUUAUUUUUUGUAUUAUCAAUGUUACGUUAUUCAUUUUCAAUAAUUUAUCGUAAUUAUAUGCGACUUAGCUUUACGUGCGAGUCGUACAAAUGUAUUUAGAUCUGAUUAACAAGUAUAUAUAAUAUUUAACUCUGUUUAUAAUUAUAUUUAGUAAUUUAAAUGAUAACAACAAAUAUAUACGUGCCAAUUUUCGAUCAAAUCGUGACAAUACUCGCCAAACUAAUCAAAUUGAAAUAUAAUAAUUUAUAUUAUUAUUCUCUCUUGUGCGAUAUGAGGUAUUAUUUGAUAAGUAUAUAUAUAUAUAGAGAGAGAGAGAUUUUAAUUAUCGUUGAUUAUUACGAAAAACAAAACAAACAUAAGCAUAAUAUAAGC
Messenger RNA from Polistes canadensis, 5578 nucleotides. Its product is annotated as probable serine/threonine-protein kinase DDB_G0282963. The coding region runs from base 319 to 4953 and encodes 1544 amino acids. Lineage: Eukaryota; Metazoa; Arthropoda; Insecta; Hymenoptera; Vespidae. The record is from RefSeq and is a predicted model, not a curated record. The transcript is spliced from 13 exons.